UGUAAGUUACCGUUGGUGGGGCACUUCUAAUUUUGUCUUUAAAAAAAAAAAAAAGAAAAACCAAUUUAAAUAAUUAAAAUUCAAUUAAACCCCAUAUAUAACCGUUACAGCUUCGUCUCUUCCAAUCCAUCAAUUCCGCAGCUGAAUCGAAGACUUUGAUUUUCUCUGUGUAAUCGCCAUGACUGUGGAGGUUGUUAAGGUUGAAGGUGCUUCAAUGGCGGCAGUGGAAGUUCCAGAAGAGCCAAAGAAGGUUGUUAUUGAAGAAGAAGAGAAAGAUGAAAAAUGCGCUGUAAAGACUGUGGAGGAUGAAGCGUUGAAGCCGACCGUCAUUGAAAAGAGUUCUUCUUACAAGGAAGAAAGCAACCAUCUGUCUGAUUUGAAGGAAUUUGAGAAGAAAGCUUUAGCUGAGCUCAAAUCCAAACUCGAAGAAGCCAUUCUCGGGAAUAAUCUCUUCAAAGAAGAUGAACCCAUUAAAAAGGAGAAAGAACCAGAACAACCCAUUGAAGAAACAGAGAAGAAACAAGAGGAGGAGAAGAACGAAGAAUCAAAUCCAUCUGAGGAACAAACCCAAAAAAUCAACGAAGAGAAAAAUAGCUGUGAUGAGAAAACCGACGUGGAAAUGGAAGUUUCCCUUUGGGGGGUCCCCCUGUUACCAAGCAGAGGAACAGAGGGAACCGAUGUGAUUCUCUUGAAGUUCUUAAGAGCGAGAGAAUUCAAAGUGAACGAAGCUUUCGAAAUGCUUCAAAAGACUCUUUCAUGGCGGAAGAAAUCCAAAAUCGAUUCCAUCUUGAAAGAGGAAUUUCCCUCUGAUCUAGACUCUGCGGCGCUGAUGAACGGCGUCGAUCGUGAAGGACACCCUGUUUGCUACAAUGUGUUUGGAGUUUUCGAAAACGAAGAGCUUUAUCAGAAGACAUUUGGAACAGAGGAGAAGAGAGAACAGUUUUUGAGAUGGAGAUGUCAAGUUAUGGAGAAAGGGAUUCAAAAGCUGGAUUUGAAACCUGGUGGAGUUUCAUCUUUGCUUCAAAUUAAUGAUUUGAAGAACUCGCCUGGACCUUCAAAGAAAGAGCUGAGAAUUGCCACAAAGCAAGCUGUGGGAAUUUUACAGGACAAUUAUCCUGAAUUGGUCGCCAAAAAUAUAUUCAUCAAUGUUCCAUUUUGGUACUAUGCUCUGAAUGCUCUGCUUUCACCAUUCUUAACCCAAAGAACCAAGAGCAAGUUCGUAGUGGCUCGUCCAGCAAAAGUAACCGAAACCCUUCUGAAGUACAUUCCAGCAGAGGAAAUCCCUGUUCAAUACGGCGGCUUCAAACGAGACAACGAUUCCGAGUUCACCGCUGAAGACGGCGCCGUUUCAGAGAUCAACCUCAAGGCUGGCUCAACAGCCUCCAUUGAAAUCCCAGCUCCUCUGGGAGAGAGCAAUCUGAUCUGGGAUUUGACUGUUGUUGGUUGGGAAGUGAAUUACAAAGAAGAAUUUGUGCCCUCUGAUGAAGGUUCCUACACCAUUAUUGUGCAAAAGGGGAAGAAGAUGAGUGGAAAUGAAGAACCAGUGAGGAACAGUUUCAGGAACAGUGAGCCUGGGAAGAUUGUUCUAACUGUUGAGAAUUAUUCCAACAAGAGGAAGAGGGUUCUGUAUCGAUUCAAGACGAAGAAGAUUGAGUGAACAAAAGUGUUUGAAUUGAAGAAAAGAUUUUAAAAACCAGAAAUUUUUUUCACUUUGAGUGAGAUUUUGUAUUUUUUUUGCUCUGUUCAUAUGAAUUUUUAUUAUAGAGAUUUGGAGUGACAGAGAGGAGGGUAUUCUUUUGCAGGAUUAUUCUUGUAAUUUACUUUGUCUGAAGUUUAUUGUUUUCAAGGAAUUAUGUGAUAUUUAUUUGUUCUUGAUUCUUUCU
Messenger RNA from Benincasa hispida (wax gourd), 1883 nucleotides. Its product is annotated as Sec14p-like phosphatidylinositol transfer family protein. Gene Ontology annotation, molecular function: lipid binding. The record is from RefSeq and is a predicted model, not a curated record. Lineage: Eukaryota; Viridiplantae; Streptophyta; Magnoliopsida; Cucurbitales; Cucurbitaceae.